Messenger RNA from Daucus carota subsp. sativus, 2460 nucleotides. Its product is annotated as phragmoplastin DRP1E. The transcript is spliced from 15 exons. The record is from RefSeq and is a predicted model, not a curated record. Bases 172 to 2091 code for a protein of 639 amino acids. Lineage: Eukaryota; Viridiplantae; Streptophyta; Magnoliopsida; Apiales; Apiaceae. Gene Ontology annotation, cellular component: membrane; cytoplasm; microtubule. Gene Ontology annotation, molecular function: GTPase activity; microtubule binding; GTP binding.
GGCAUCAAUAUAGGCAGCGUCUGUAGAUCCACACGCAGACAGUGUGUGUUUAAAUGAAGUAACCAUUUCAAACCCAAAAAAACCAACUUUAUAUACAAACACAUUUUUGUCUCUAUUUCUUUCAACUUCAAGUCUCUUUCUCGCCAACUAAACCUUCAGAUCUGAUUCAAAAUGGCGAGUAUGGAGAGUUUGAUCGGCCUCGUCAAUCGAAUUCAACGAGCUUGUACUGCUCUCGGUGAUUACGGCGGUGGUAAUAACGCUCUCUCUUCUCUCUGGGAUGCUCUUCCUUCUGUCGCCGUCGUCGGUGGUCAGAGUUCCGGGAAAUCUUCGGUCUUGGAGAGCAUAGUUGGGAGGGACUUUCUUCCUAGAGGAUCUGGCAUUGUCACAAGGAGACCUUUGGUAUUACAACUGCAACAAACAGAUAAAGGACAGCAGGAGUAUGCAGAGUUCGGUCAUAUGCCACGACGAAAGUUCACUGAUUUUGCACAAGUUCGCAGGGAAAUUGCCGAGGAAACCGAUAGAAUAACUGGAAGGACAAAGAUGAUUUCUCCUGUCCCAAUCCAUCUUAGCAUUUUCUCCCCUAAUGUUGUAAACUUAACAUUGAUAGAUUUGCCGGGUUUGACUAAAGUUGCUGUUGAGGGACAAUCUGAAACUAUUGUUGAAGAUAUUGAAAACAUGGUUCGAGCAUAUGUUGAGAAACCUAACUGCAUCAUAUUGGCAAUAUCUCCUGCCAACCAAGAUAUAGCAACAUCAGACGCAAUUAAGCUUGCCAAAGAAGUGGAUCCAUCAGGAGAAAGAACAUUUGGAGUUUUGACAAAGCUUGACUUGAUGGAUAAAGGAACUAACGCUAUAGAUGUUCUUGAGGGAAGAGCUUUGCGACUACAGCAGCCAUGGGUAGGAAUUGUGAACCGCUCACAGGCUGAUAUCAACAAAAAUACUGACAUGAUGUCUGCAAGGAGGAGAGAACAAGAAUAUUUUGCUACAAGUCCCGACUACGGUCACUUGGCUAGUAAAAUGGGUUCAGAAUAUUUAGCAAAACUUCUAUCAAAGCACUUGGAGUCUGUCAUUAAAGCAAGAAUUCCAAGUAUCACAGCUUUAAUUAACAAGAGUAUUGAUGAGCUUGAAGCAGAGAUGGAUUACCUUGGUAGGCCUAUUGGCAUUGAUGCUGGGGCUCAGUUGUACACUAUCUUGGAGCUUUGCCGUGCUUUUGACAAGAUUUUUAAGGAGCAUCUGGAUGGAGGGCGACCUGGAGGUGAUAGAAUAUACGGAGUUUUUGACCACCAGCUUCCAGCUGCAUUAAGGAAAUUGCCUUUUGAUCGACAUCUUUCUUUACAGAAUGUGCGCAAAAUUGUUUCAGAGGCUGAUGGUUAUCAACCUCAUUUGAUUGCUCCUGAGCAAGGCUACAGACGCCUUAUUGAAGGAUCACUAAGUUAUUUUAGAGGCCCAGCUGAAGCUUCUGUGGAUGCUGUGCAUUUCGUCUUGAAAGAACUAGUAAGGAAGUCUGUUGGUGAAACUCAGGAGUUAAAGCGGUUUCCAACUCUGCAAACUGCAAUAGCUAAUGCGGCCACUGAGGCAUUGGAAAAAUUCCGAGAUGAAAGCAAGAAGACAGUUACAAGAUUGGUGGACAUGGAGUCUUCUUACCUAACUGUGGAUUUUUUUCGUAAACUUCCCCAAGAAAUAGGUAACCCGCCUGCCAUGAGAAUGGAGAAAGGGGGAAAUUCGGCUCCCACAAAAGGGGAUAAAGGAGAUAAAGGGGAUAAAGGUGGAAGCCCGGCUCCCAUAAAUGUGGACCGCUCUGCAGAGGGUCACUUCAGGCGGAUAGGGUCAAAUGUAUCAUCGUAUGUGGGUAUGGUGUCUGACACUCUCAGGAGUACAAUUCCCAAGGCUGUGGUCUAUUGUCAAGUAAGGCAAGCCAAACAGUGUUUGCUCAAUUACUUCUAUAUGCAAAUAGGAAAACAAGAGGGAAAGCAGCUUGGAGUGUUGUUAGAUGAAGAUCCAGCAUUAAUGGAGAAAAGACUACAAUGCGCAAAGAGGCUUGAACUGUACAAGGCGGCCCGGGAUGAGAUUGAUUCUGCGGCAUGGGUUCGGUGAGAGUGAUGGUGACAUUCUAUGGAUGGCAGUUCAGAUUAUUCACGAUUGUCGCUGCUAGUCAGAUUAUCUGAUCUAACUAGCAGCUGACAUAUUCUUUAUUCACAGUUUUUGUGACAUGUACCAUGAGCACUACAUUUUGUUGUGUAUUACGUACAUGCCUCUCUAUACAGAUGUUUUAUACAUCUCCAGAAUUCCACUUACAGACUUGAAUCGAAAGAAGUUACUGUGUGCCUUCAAAUUUCUUUCUGGAUUCUUGAUGGCUCAAGAAUUUCUUUAAACUUUUGCGGGCAUCAUGAUGCACACUAUUUUUGUGUGUUUAGUUAAUUCGAACAGGAUACUCAGGAACUAAUUACUGUGCCAAGUUCUGCA